This is a messenger RNA of Blastomyces dermatitidis ER-3, 3283 nucleotides long. Its product is annotated as phosphatidylinositol 4-kinase type II subunit alpha. The transcript has 2 exons. Gene Ontology annotation, cellular component: endosome; plasma membrane; fungal-type vacuole membrane. Gene Ontology annotation, molecular function: 1-phosphatidylinositol 4-kinase activity. The record is from RefSeq and is a predicted model, not a curated record. Gene Ontology annotation, biological process: phosphatidylinositol phosphate biosynthetic process; Golgi organization; endosome organization. Bases 267 to 2651 code for a protein of 794 amino acids. Lineage: Eukaryota; Fungi; Ascomycota; Eurotiomycetes; Onygenales; Ajellomycetaceae.
GGAGCAUUUAUUGAUCUUCAUGCUUCGGCUGCUAAAAAAAAACUCGACGACCGCUUUAUUAUCCUGAUUGCGUAUAACAUAUUUUGCCCCUUGUUGCUUUCCUCUACUUGUAAUUGGUUAUGUCAAAAGCGUCUUGAAUUGUUGAAUGCGUGAUCUUCUCCGGAGUGUUGCCGCCUCAUCCCUCAAUGAAGCUACGUUCUGUUGUGCCAAGUAUUUAUUUGACCUUCCCUUACUCCUAAGAACCGCCCACCCAUUUCUUCCUCACAAUGGCGCCCAAGAAACAUCGUCCUGCUACAUCCGGCUAUGAGCGCCUUGCUCAGGCUGAUGAAGAAAGAGAUCAUGACUUUUACGACUACUCCGAUGAUGAGGACCCCUUCGCCGCGCCUCCUCGCCUCUCCACCUCCGCCCCCAGAUACGCCCCUAUUCAUUCCCGCCCCCAGAUGCAUGCAUCAGGACGGUCUUCACCAACUAGUUCCCGGCACCGCCCAAAUAGAUCUCGAAGGCGUGUGCGGAGUAAUUCCGGUGUGGAUAUAAAGGCCAUCAAUAUGCGGCUUGAGAGGUGGGCGGAAGAAAUCGCCGCCAAGUUCAAGAUUCACAAGGUUAAGGGAAAGACUGCCUCGGAAGAGAAAUUGGAGAUACACCACUCCGUAUUUCAGCCUCCCGAUGGAAUUCGCCCAGUUACGUCAGAAUCCCUCGAACAUGACCCUGCAGAUGCAGAUCGGAUGACCAAGGAGGAAUUCGAAGCUGUUGUCGAUAGCGUGAGAACUGCAAUCGAGUUAGGGGUACACCCGAAGAUGAUAUCACAGGGUAGCUCGGGGAGUUACUUUGCAAGAAAUAGCCAGGGGAAAGUCGUGGGUGUUUUCAAACCGAAAGAUGAGGAACCCUACGCAUCACGAAAUCCCAAGUGGACGAAAUGGAUACACAGAAAUUUGUUCCCCUGCUUUUUCGGCCGAGCUUGUUUAAUUCCUAAUUUAUCUUACGUUUCCGAGGCCGCUGCCUACGUCCUUGAUACCCGCCUAAAAACAAACCUUGUCCCCUACACCGACAUCGUCUAUCUAUCCUCGAAAUCCUUUUACUACGACUUCUGGGACCGUCGGAGUGCUUGGGGUAAUAGGAAACAGUUGCCGGCAAAAGUUGGUAGCUUUCAAGUCUUCUUGAAGGGCUAUAAAGAUGCCAACAUAUUCCUCCGUGAGCAUCCCUGGCCCGAUCAACAUAACUCCGGCUUCGCUGCAGGGGAUGCACCAAGGAGGAAGAAGCGUCCUUGGAAUGAAGCAUGUCGACCAUCCGGCACCCAGUCCGAUGACGAAGAUGAAUAUGAAGACCGUCAUUUCUCCCCAUCUCCUUCGCAAGAAGAGUCCCCCCAUCCUCGGUUUUAUUGGUCCGAGAACCUCAAGCAAACCUUCCGCGAGGAGCUUGAAAAGCUGGUUAUCUUGGAUUAUAUCAUGCGUAACACAGACCGUGGAUUGGACAAUUGGAUGAUAAAAAUCGACUGGCAGACUGAGAAUGUCUCUAUCGUUGCUGAACCGCCAAAGGUAAACGGCACAAACCAUUCGGAUGAUGAUGACCAUACGCCCCCGCCACAGCCUGUUUCUUUAAGCUCGGAUCGUCUAGGCUCAGGCAUUCGGCCAUACCGGCGCCAGGAAACGAUGGUUGCUGUUAGCCGGUCAGCGACACCGUCCAAUGCGCCAGAUCUACCCCACCCCAGCAUAUCCAUCGGAGCUAUCGAUAAUAGCUUAUCGUGGCCCUGGAAGCAUCCUGAUGCCUGGCGAAGUUUCCCCUUUGGUUGGCUUUUUCUUCCUGUUUCUCUCAUCGGUCAGCCGUUCUCGCGAAAAACUCGAGACCAUUUCUUGCCUCUCCUUACGUCGACCGCCUGGUGGAGCGGCACACAAACUGCUCUGCGGCGGGUCUUCAGUCAGGAUUCCGAUUUCAAAGAGAGCAUGUUUGCGCGACAAAUAGCAGUUAUGAAGGGUCAGGCAUGGAAUGUGGUCGAGACUCUCAAACAACCAGACCAUGGACCCCUGGAGCUUACGCGAAGAACACGAGUAUGCGUCUGGGACGACCUGGUCGACAUCCCCGUUGCCAUCCCGCUCCGCGUCUCUUCUACCGAAAUGCAGAAGCGACGAGAGCUAGAUCGCGAGCAGGAGGAGAUGGAUAUCAGCACAGCCAUAUCAUCCAACUCUGGGCCACACCGUGAUCUCUUAAACCUAGGCUCACCAUCCCAUGAACUUCCCAACCCUAACAGAUUCGCGCUGUCCCGCGAUGAGAGAGGCUCCGCAGACUCCAGCGGCAGAAGAGAAGUGGCGGGCAGCCCGACUUCGCUUGGUGGUUUUAGCCAUAGCAACUUUGACGGGGUAGACGAAGACAACGAGCGGGAUCUCACAGCGAGCUGGACAGCUGCUCCCGUCCGCGCUACUGCAUCUAACCCAUCGAGGCCCAAAUUAGGUGUCGAUUCCAAACAUGCAGCACAUAAAAAGAACGCCGCAUCCUUUACUCAUCGGCGGGGCAGCGUGGCGUUUAUGUUCGGCGGCGAUGAUCUUGAAGGUGACCUUGGCUACGCGGCGGCGGAAGAGAUGGAAGGGAAUGAGCGCAAGGUGAUCGUCGAGCGACUCGAGGCUGUCAAGAGCAAGAACCCGGUUUUCACCUGGUGCUGAACAGGAAGAAGUGCAAUCUAAUGAUUAUAAACAUUUAUUCCUUUGCUCAUUCACAUACAUGGUUUUGGUUGGGCAAAAUGCACCUUUCAGUUACCUUAAUGUUCUCUAUUUUGUUCCCGCCUUGCCCCCCUCUCUCCAAUGCGGGGGGUUUCUUCUCCCAAUGAUAUGUCUAUCUCUUUAUUUCGCAUUUCCCGUUUUACGUUUGUCAUCCAUGUCUAGGAUAUACAAUUGGGGUCAUGGCAUGAGCAUAUGGAGUUAUAUUAGCGUUGUUGGCAUGUUCCACUUUCCUGUCUUCUUUGCUUUUCUCUUUCUUUUCAUUACGGUCUUUUAUUAAAGGGAGGAUUCUUUAUUUUUGACCGGCUUGUGGUGGAAUUAAUAGAAACCUGCCUUCCUUGGGUUCGCCAAUAUCGUUUCUUAUUCGUGGUGUUUUCCGGGUGGUAUCGCAAGCAUGCCCAAGAUACAUAGCUCUUCAACUUUUGCCUUCUCGAUAAUGUCUUUCCAUUUUUUGCCGAAUUAUAUUUAUAUCUUAUUUCCUUCUACUAACCUAGAAUAUGUAUAUACGUACAUAAUAUUAAAUAACCCAAUACUUUCCCUGUUAUCAAGUCUAUUCUUUCCCCCGCAAAAUGUCUGCG